Messenger RNA from Lates calcarifer (barramundi perch), 1833 nucleotides. It is a transcript of the gene pex7, whose product is annotated as peroxisomal biogenesis factor 7. Gene Ontology annotation, biological process: protein import into peroxisome matrix. Bases 212 to 1183 code for a protein of 323 amino acids. The transcript is spliced from 11 exons. Gene Ontology annotation, cellular component: cytosol; peroxisomal matrix. The record is from RefSeq and is a predicted model, not a curated record. Gene Ontology annotation, molecular function: protein binding. NCBI's taxonomy places the organism in Eukaryota, Metazoa, Chordata, Actinopteri, Centropomidae.
UAAAAACACGGAAGUGGUGAAAGGUGCUGUACAGUAAACAGUGAGAAGCAGAGGAGCUGCUGAGCGGGAGAAACGUCUUCACUAAUGGAUUUCUGAACCGGUUUACAGAUGUUUUAACACGUCGACUCAACGUUAAACUGUGAAACUGCAGGUGGCUCUGUGGGGCUGCAGGUAGCUGCUGCUGCUGCUGCUGCUGCUGCUGCUGCUGCUGAUGAUGAUGAUGAAGGUGUUUCGCAGUCCGGCCCGUCACGGCUACGCUGUGGAAGUGUCUCCGUUCAUCCCCAACAGAGUGGCCUGUGCUGCCUCCCAGUACUAUGGACUAGCUGGUUGUGGUGCUCUUCUGGUCCUGGAUGAGACGGAGUCAGGAGUCUCUCUAGUGAGGAGCUGGGAGUGGAGUGACGGUCUGUUCGAUGUGGCGUGGAGUGAAACCAAUGAACAUGUCUUGGUUGCCGGGGGUGGAGACGGCAGCCUGCAGCUGUGGGACAUAGCCAAUCACAGCGCUCCGCUCAGGGUGGCCAAAGAACACACACAAGAGGUGUACGCUGUGGACUGGAGUCAGACCAGAGGAGAGAACCUCAUCGUCUCUGGGUCGUGGGAUCACACGGCCAAAGUGUGGGACUCUGCUCUCAGCCACUCACUGACUACUCUCAGAGGUCAUGAAGGGGUCAUCUACAGCACCAUUUGGUCUCCUCACAUCCCAGGAUGCUUUGCCUCAGCCUCAGGUGACGGGACACUCAGAGUGUGGGAUCUGAAGGCCGCUGCGUGUCGAUUGGCCAUCCCGGCACACAACGCUGAGAUCCUUAGCUGUGAUUGGUGCAAAUACGACCAGAAUGUUGUGGCCACAGGCUCCGUCGACUGCAGUGUGUGUGUGUGGGACCUGAGGAACGUGCGGCAGCCUGUCAAUCAACUGCGAGGCCACACCUACGCCAUCCGCAGAGUCAAGUUUUCUCCGUUCAGUAAGACAGUGUUGGCGUCCUGCUCGUACGACUUCACAGUCAGGUUCUGGGAUUACAGCAGGAACCAGCCUCUUCUGGACACGGUGGAGCAUCACUCAGAGUUCGUCUGUGGAUUAGACUUCAACCUGCACGUCCCCAACCAGGUGGUGGACUGUUCCUGGGAUGAGACGGUGAAGAUCUACACUCCUGCCUGUCUGUCUGCUGGAACACACAGCACAGCGCCUUAGAACACACACACGUCUUUCUAUAGGACUCUCAUUGACAUGAUGCAGUCCCCAGUGUUAACCUUCAGACAGCCUUCUGAAGCCUUCUGUGUGUGUGUGUGAGGGAGCUGGUAUUACCCCCCCCCCCCCCCCCCCACACACACACACACACCUGUUUAUCAGCAGCGGGCUGUGGGGAAUGUACUGUCUGUACUGAAAUGACUGGAAAAGUCUAAUCUCACACCCUGAGAACCCAAACACAUGUUUGUGAGGAGAUAAAGUGUUUCUACCACGCUGGAAACAGGUUCCUGUACUCUCUAAAAAAUAAAACACACUUUUUAAUAUAAUUAAGAGUAAAAAUAAUUUACUGUAAGAGCUGGAGUUUAAUUUGACGUAUUAGAAGACACCAGAGUCCCAAUACAUUCAAUGUAUGUAAUCAGUAAUAAAGGACUGCAAACGUCCGUCAUGUUCCAGGUGUGACUGAGACUGAGACUGCACUGUAAACUGAUGGAGGAUGUUGUACUCUGUGAUCCAUGUCACUGUGUUCCUCUGCCUGUCAGUUCCAGUGGAGGCUGACUGUCAGCUGUGACUAACUUCAGAAUGUAAAUGUCGUCGCUGUAGAUGUGGUUGUUGAUUCUGUGCCUUCAAUAAAUCAUCUUCAUCUCAUCACUUCA